Messenger RNA from Vigna unguiculata (cowpea), 1101 nucleotides. Its product is annotated as ethylene-responsive transcription factor ESR2-like. The record is from RefSeq and is a predicted model, not a curated record. Gene Ontology annotation, biological process: regulation of DNA-templated transcription. NCBI's taxonomy places the organism in Eukaryota, Viridiplantae, Streptophyta, Magnoliopsida, Fabales, Fabaceae. Gene Ontology annotation, molecular function: DNA binding; DNA-binding transcription factor activity.
AUGGAAGAAGCAUUGCGUCGUCUUAACGGAGUCGCACCAACUCAAGAACCCGACGUCGUUUCAGACCCUCACCCCAAGAAGUGUGCUGCCAAGCGCACCUUGCGUGACACCGCCAACUCCGGCACCGCCAUGCGUUACCGUGGAGUUCGCCGCCGCCCCUGGGGUCGCUACGCUGCUGAGAUCCGUGACCCGCAAUCUAAGGAGCGGCGCUGGUUGGGCACUUUUGACACGGCGGAGGAGGCUGCCUGUGCCUACGACUGCGCCGCCCGAGCCAUGCGCGGUGUCAAGGCCCGCACCAACUUCGUCUACCCUGACGCGGCUGAUCCCCACCUCUUCCAUCCCUUUAACCUCCCCAAGCACUGCCACGUCAGCAGGUUUCCCCAUAACACAAACUUGGGGAGUGACUUUCCUGCAACUUCCCACAACAGCUCUUCUUCCUCUACUUCCUCUCUCAACAUGCUUCUCUUUCGUGACUUCCUUAACUCUUCUUCCAACCCCUGUCUGCUUUCUUCUGCUUCCAAUCAGCAGUUUCAUAACAGUAAAUCUCCUACUUAUGUCAACACUUCAUCUUCAACUCUACCUCCUACUGCUACUAACUAUCUCCACGGCUGUUGUGUCGGCAACGCUGAUAACUACCAAAACACUGUUGGUGCCAAUCAUGGAGUUGAGGUAGCUGAUGUUAUUGAUGAAGACUCCGACUUUUUCCCUCGUGAGUCUUCGGAUUCUGGGCUGCUGGAAGAGAUAGUUCACAAGUUCUUGCCCAAGUCGAAGCCAAAAGUUGAGACUUCGACUUUGAAUCAGUCUCUUCCCGAGUCGGUUCCUCAACAGAUAUAUGAUCAUGUGGUUGUUUCUGCUAGCAAGGGUUAUGGUGAUUCCAGGAUGAGGGUUCUUCCCAAGGUCGAAGGUUUUGGUGUCUGUCAUGAUUCUCCCAUGCAACAAUUUGAAGCUCUUAGUGGCUUUAAUGCCAUGCAGGGUAUGACCUCUUUCCAGAGAGACAACCAGUUUAUGUUGAACCACAUUCCAGGGUUCUCCAGCAUUGAAGAUUAUCUUCAGUAUCCCGAACUUUUGAAUUCCUUUGCGACCAGGAUGCAAAAUGCUUAA